UGCAGGUUAUCAGUUUAACACCGCUACAUUUUAGUCACAUAUAAUCAGUGCCCUUAUGUCUUGGUAAGGGAGACGGGCAAGACGGCAGUGUUGAAAGUGAAACAUGGUGUCCCUUCUCGCUGUUCUGUUUGUUCUCUCAUCGGCGGUUGCCAUGGACAUUCCCAUUACAAAACACUGGGAUGGUGGUUUUCGGUCGGACUUCUGUGAACCUAUCACUCAAACCAUGCAUCACUGGACAGCUCAUCUCAUCUUUGACCAUCACGUCGAUACGCUAGACAUCUGGGUUGCUGAUGUUCAGCAAACUCUGAAUGGAGGUAAAGAGUUUGUCCUGGUCAACAAGGCAUCUUAUGGCGAACAGAAGGCUGGCGACAAACUGUGUGUGAAGCUAAUUGGACGUGUCACUGGUGACAUCGUUCCAAAAGCCCGGUUCUACAUUGAAGGCAUGGACGGCCCGGUAUCAGCUACCCAGAAACCCAUCAGACAUACAGCCAAACCGGGCACGCCACAAACGUUUAGCUAUGUCACAGGCAAAGUUCUUUAUGAAUAUUAUGGAUUCGAUCCGAGUGAUUACAAAAAGGGCAUAACUGUGCUACAACAUGGAGGCUUCGACGAAGACUCUGGCUCCGUUGUCCUUGACCCUGCCGGUACCGGGGAACAUGUCCUGAAAGUGUUCUACGAGAAGGGACACUAUAUCAAAGUUCGGGGCCACCGAGGGAUUCAGUUCUACUGGACCCCUAUCAGUCCCCAAACGACGCUGACCUUGAGCUACGACAUCUACUUCGACCCCAACUUUGACUGGGUUAAGGGAGGCAAGCUACCGGGUUUGUGGGGAGGGUCCCAAACCUGUUCUGGGGGACGUCACAACGAGGAAUGUUUCUCAACACGCUUUAUGUGGAGGACUGGUGGGGGUGGGGAACUGUACGCCUACAUCCCCUCUGGACAACGCGCCGACUUCUGCACUAAGAACAUUUGCAACUUCGACUACGGUAACUCUUUAGGUAGGGAUUCGUGGCACUUCAAGAAGGGAGUCUGGCAGAACAUAGCUCAGGAGGUGAAGCUAAACACGCCGGGAAAGCAGGACGGUACAGCAAAAGUUUGGUACAAUGGUAAACAAGUAUAUGAAAUCAACAACGUUAACUUCCGCACCAAAUCCAGCGUCACCAUCGACGGAAUUUUUUUCUCAACCUUCUUUGGUGGUUCAUCGCCGGAUUGGGCGCCAACAAGAGAUUCGUACGUCUAUUUCAAGAACUUUGUUUUGUCAAAUGACGUGACUCCGGGUCAUAUCAUUGGUUGAGAGACAAAGGGUUAACCAUGCUUGUUUGUAAUCCUUUGCAAUAAAUCAAGCUACAGUUUA
Molecule: messenger RNA, 1354 nt
Organism: Haliotis rufescens (red abalone)
Lineage: Eukaryota; Metazoa; Mollusca; Gastropoda; Lepetellida; Haliotidae
Exons: 4
Coding region: 104-1294 (396 amino acids)
Molecular function (GO): carbohydrate binding
Source: RefSeq, a predicted model, not a curated record